UCCCAUCGUAACUUGGCUGUUAUGAACAUUGGAGCUCCAGCGUGCGGCAUGAACGCAGCCGUACGAUCUUUUGUACGUAUCAGUUUGACCAAAGGCUUCAGAGUGCUGGGCAUUCACGACAGCUUUGAUGGACUGGUCAAAGGGGAGGUGGUGCCAAUGACCUGGACAGAGGUGCAGGGCUGGGCUGGGAAAGGUGGCUCCUUCUUAGGUACCAAAAAACAACUUGCUAAUGACGUUGGUGUCGGCAAGAUUGCCUUGAAGUUUGCAGAGUUCAAGAUUGAUGGACUUAUGAUUGUUGGUGGAUUUGAGGCCUUCCACAGUGCGUACCAGUUAUCCGAGGCCAGGGAAAUGUUUGCCUCCCUGUGUAUCCCCAUCGUGGUCAUCCCCUGCACCAUCAGCAACAACAUCCCUGGGUCAGACUUCUCCCUGGGUGCUGACACGGCACUAAACGAGAUCACUGACAUUUGUGACAGGAUCAAGCAGUCUGCUACUGGUACCAAGAGGCGUGUCUUUAUUGCUGAGACAAUGGGAGGCUACUGUGGUUACCUGGCCACUCUUGCUGGACUUGCCAGUGGGGCAGACGCUGCUUAUAUCUAUGAAGAAAAAUUCAAUGUUCUUGAUCUGAAACAAGAUGUAGAUCACUUGAGAGAUAAAAUCCAGAAUGCUGGCGUUCAGCGUGGUUUGAUCCUCAGGAAUGAGCUAGCCAAUGAGAACUACACAACAGAUUUUGUGAACCGCCUGUUCUCUGAGGAGGGCAGCCCAGUCUUCACCACGCGCAUGAAUGUCCUGGGUCACAUGCAACAGGGAGGCUACCCAUCUCCAUUUGACAGGAACUACGGCACCAAAAUGGCUGCCAAAGGUGUGGAGUGGCUGUCUGAAAUGGUGGAGAAGUUUACUGACUCCAAAGGUAAUGUACGGACUGGCAAUGCAGAUACAGUCGUCCUACUUGGCAUGUUGAAGAGACAUUUAACCUUUACACCAGUGGAGGAGCUGGCAGAGUACACUGACUUUGAUAAACGUAUCCCCAAGGAGCAGUGGUGGCUUAAACUUCGACCCUUGUUGAGAAUCUUAGCCAAGCACUCAGUGGUCAGCUACGAGAUGGAGGCAGAGAUGAAGAAUAUUGACGAGGAUGAGGACGAUGAAGAAGGGGAACACAUACUUUAAUCUGAACAAAUCACUCAAUAGAAAGUUGAAGGUUAAACUUCUAGAUAGCUAUUUAUUGUAGAUUUUCUUUAUAAAUGACUUUUAUUUAUGUGUAUGGGUUAUGUAAAAACAUGCAUUUUUUAAAUACCUCUACCAUAUUUAUUAGCAAAUAGCUUAGAAUAAGAAAAUUAAGUCCUUGAAAGAUCUAAAAUUUGAUUUAAAACUUAAGUACCAAGUGCAUGUGAUUUUUCUCCAAAAUGUAAAAAAAUAAAAGUUUGGUUGAAAUGUAAUGCUAAAUGCUGGAUGUUCCAUUAUGCUAAAAACUAGUUUGUAGAUGAAUUCUAGAUUGAGUUGAUGUAAAAAAAAAAUACAAUCUCAACUUUGUUUUAGUAGGACCUAAGAUGUACGCUCUAACUAUAGUAACUUAUCAAUGUUAAAAUUGAUGUCUUAAUGGUUUUUUUUUUAAAUUUGUGAUGAAUGUGUAUACAUUGCAUUACAAAAUCUUGCUUAGUAUUGCAUUCUGUUUAAUAUGAGCAAGACGUAUUUAGAAAUGUUCCCAUCCUUUGUAUGUAAACUUCCUGUAUUCCAGUGUGUUGGCACAGAAUCUCCUUCAAACCCUGUAGCUAGAACUUGUGUCUCUUUUCACUUCAAUCAAAAUGACAGCAUUACAAACAAAAAAUUAUUGUAAUAUAUCUAGAAAAAAAGCAUUGUAAAAUAUCUUUAAAAAAAAUUAACCAUUAUUGAAAAUAUAUUGCAAAUAAUUGAAAAAAAAAACAAAUUAAAAUAAACAACAAACUGCUAAUUUAAUUUUAGAACACUUACAAAUGUGAAAUUGAGAUAAAAUGAUUAAUUUUAGCAUAUUGCUUAAUUAAGUGAUCUUUGACAAAAGGUAGAUUUUUUCAUUUUCAUGUUUUGAUUUGUCACUAGUUUACUUACUAUUCAGUAAACAUUCCCUUAAACUACACACAGCAUGUGAACUACUAGGGAAAAACCUUUACUCAAAUACAAUCUGAUAAAAUUUUACAUAUGUUAUUAGAAAACUGUAUGAUCACUGAAAUAUGCUUGGAGUAAAUGUAUAUCAUGUUCUCCUCGUUACAGCAAAUUUCUACUUUUGUAAAGCUGCACAAUAAGUUGUUACAUAUUUUGUUGCAUCACUAGUUCCACUGGUUGGUGUGGUGAAUACUUUGUGAUGAGAUCAAUAACCAUUUCAGUGUGGCUGUAUUGUGAUAUAUCAUAGCCCGCUGGAGUCUAGCAUAAUCCCUGCUUCGUUAUAUAGCCAAACUCCUGCCUAGAUUUGUAGCAUAACUCCUGCCUAAGACCAUGUAGCUCUCUUAAUGCUAAACAAAGUGUGAUCUUGUUUAGCUGUUGUGUGCCUAAGUUGGAUAUCAAAAAAAUGUACAUUGCUUUUUCGUUGUUUUUAAAAAAAAAAGUUUUAUGUGUACAGUAUUAGAAGAAUAUACAUAGAUAUUUAAACUAAAACAGUUGAGAUUUUUUUUUUUAAACUUAGAUGUUACUGCAUUAAAGUGAGGUACAUGUUGGCUAAAUGUUUUAAUUUUCUGGCAAUACUUUCACAAGACAGAUGUUUAUUAAUCAAUAUUUCUGUUAUAAGUAAUUUACGGCUAAAUUCACUACUUGUACAAAUUUGUAUACUUGCAGCUUUUAAUUAUAUCAGACUGUUAUACAAGAAAAAUGCUUUAUUCCUUAGAAACAGGAAAUAAUCUUGACCAUGGCUUUACCAAAGUAUAUUUAUAGAAACUGGAAUUCAUCAUUCAUGGAGCUGGUCUAAUUAAUUAUUGUUUAAUUUAAUAAAUUUGUUAGACAAGUGAAGAUUUAGUUUGUAUUUUCCUUACUGGCUAUUAAAAAUCAACUCAAGUUGUGUAAAAGUAUUACUAAAGGUGUAAUUAUAUGUAUUAUUAUUUUAUUAAUGCUUGAACAUUUGAUGCUUUUUUAUUUAAUUUAUAAACAGUAGUAUAAGUAAAUGAUUAUUUAGUUUGUAAAAACUAAAUAGUUUUUAUAGAAUUUCUUAUUUAAUAGUUAAGCAACUACCUGUACCCAAAGUAUAUCCUUGUCCAAAUAUAACAGUGGUUCUAAUGUAGUUUUGUACCAUAAUUUGAUCACAGAGCCAGUCUUUUUAGAAUAUUGUUUCAUUUUUACUUUUUAAAAUGUGUGUAAGAUUUUUUAAAGUUGCUGUAUGGA
Molecule: messenger RNA, 3339 nt
Organism: Physella acuta
Lineage: Eukaryota; Metazoa; Mollusca; Gastropoda; Physidae
Product: ATP-dependent 6-phosphofructokinase
Biological process (GO): canonical glycolysis; fructose 6-phosphate metabolic process; fructose 1,6-bisphosphate metabolic process
Cellular component (GO): 6-phosphofructokinase complex
Molecular function (GO): AMP binding; ATP binding; 6-phosphofructokinase activity
Source: RefSeq, a predicted model, not a curated record